Marchantia polymorpha subsp. ruderalis is the source of this 2789-nucleotide messenger RNA. NCBI's taxonomy places the organism in Eukaryota, Viridiplantae, Streptophyta, Marchantiopsida, Marchantiales, Marchantiaceae. The record is from the annotation of a GenBank genome assembly.
UGAGAUCUAUUACAAGUCCUCGCGUGUCCCAGAGAAACUCACACCAGCCUCUCCUUCUCUCGUUGUGUGCAGCGUAGGCUCGCUGCUCGCCGGCGCCUUGGCCGGCCAUGGCCAAAUCUUCUUGACAUGGUCGAGCGUCUCUACUCAAGAUGCAAGAUCGGUUCUGAGAUGAUCAGAUCGAGUUUGUGGGGAAUGGGUCUCUCACCUGUUGUAUCUAUCUCGCACGGGAUGUCUGUUUGGGUGGUGCUCUCUCUUCUCAUGUGGCGGUGUUGUUUACAUCUUUCCUUUUUUUUUCUUCGCGGUUCUGGGAGCAUGAGUGUCUGUCAGGCUCGUCGCCGAGAAGCCGAGAGGGCUUCUCGAUCGAGUCCUAUGUCUAGUUGUGAGUCUUUGAAAGAGCCAGGAUGUUCACGCCUCUUUCCCUGCCUUUGUCAGAUAUGGUUUGUCUCCCCCCACCGCAUGUUGCAGUGGAAGAUCGAUUUCUGUUCUAGUGUCUGAGGAGGUGUAUAGCACAUCGGCUGUUGGCACCUGGUGAAUGUCCCUGAUUGAGUUUCUUUUCCUGACGUCUCUGGGUUGUCACUCAGUUCUUUGGUCCGGAGAAGGUCACUUCAUCGAUCAAGCGCCCUCUCGAAUCCUUGCCGUAGAGGCUGUGAACAUGCUUUGAGCGGAGAUGGUGUGUUUUCGCGACGGCGGGCGUCCUGAUCACUGUUUUCCCCACUGUAGUACACCAUCGCACGGUGACACAUCUUCUGAUGCGUUUCAUGAUGUCGUCCAUGGUAUUCCUCUCGGCGGGCUUGGAAGAGAUGGAGGAUAGUAAGCUAUCGAGUAAGCAUUUGAAACACAGAUGUUGUAACUAUAGUAGGAGACAGUCUGGCUGUGGUGAAAGGAAUAAAAUACCUGGCUGGCUGUGUGGGAGAGGAUCUUGCCCUUAUGGGUGCGCUUACGGGGCGGAUCCUAUGAUGAAUAAAGGAGGGGGUCUUACCCCGUGUUCUGGUUGGGAGGGAUUAUUCCCUCCCGCGUGGGUGUGCCGGUGUUAGCGUGUUCAAGCAUGGUGAUGAUGGCAACUCGUCACAUGUCUACAUGGUACUGGGUGAAUCACGUGUCACAAGUGACUAAACAAUCGUCCAUCUGCAUCUUCGUUUGUCAGUAGAGAAUCGUACAACCGAUAAACUAUCGAGCGACAACGGAGGUAAUAUUGCAUGUCACAUCAGUUUGUUGGGUGCAUCUGUUUGGGCUUCGAGUGGCAUGUAGGGGCGCAUUAGCAACUUCAAAACAGCUGGAUGUUUUGUCGUAAAACUUGCAUCACUUGCAUCCAUCAAGAGAUUUUUCAUGAAUUGCACAGACAAUACUUCAGAGUGAAAUGCAUUCAUUGGGUCGGAUGACGUCGACAGCGGUGCAUCAUCAUCGAACGACAGCUGUACCUUGCUCCAUGGUGAAAGGAAAUGGUCACAAGGAAUGAAUAGUGAAUGGUCCAGUGGAACGUAAGCAGCUGGAACCUUCGUCCUGAAUAAGUUUGGAGGUGCUGAGAAGUCACGAUGGUUUGUCCCGAGUUGCGUGGUGGUCAUUCCAGAUCUGUACGCCCCCAUUCAACCGUUAUGCUCCAUCACAGGAAUGUUCCAGCUGCACGAACUUGACGCAUGAAACUCGACAUGCCUGCUUUGUCGUAGCCUUGACCUGAAAGGUUGGCACGCACAUCAGUGCAGUAGAGUUCCCAUCACAACAAUUGAUGCUGACACAAUUACUAACCACUGUCAUCUCCGUGGAGUUUCGGUUUCCAUCAUGGGGUAAGCUUUUUUGUUUUGAUUGCUAGUCUUUGCAAGCUAAAGAAAUCGUGGACAGGGAUCAGCGUGCGAAAGUUUCUCAUUUGACGUAGCCUGGUGCAGCGCAAAUUUGUUAGGAAACCAGACACUGCACUCGAUAUUGCUUACAUGUAUGUUAAGUUCGAAAUGUGUCGAUCAUAAUGCGUGGUUGAUUCAUAUUGUUUUGUGCUCCAAAAUACCCCCGGAAUAAGAAAAUAGCAAUCUAUGGGGAAGAACUGCAGGAAGUAAGGGAAACAAUCUGGACUCUUCGAGCUGCAUUCAACACUUAUCAGUUGACCGCGAGCCUCUGAAGAUUGCUCCAUCCGCAAGGUUUAAGGCUCACUACAAUUCCAUACCCCUUCUCCGCUUCAAAUGGCUAUAUUCUCGACAUACAUUCGCUUCGCUUCCACUCGUACAUAGUUUCCUGCCAAAGCUUCGUAUGGAAAAAUUGUCUGUUUCACUCUUUAGUCCUUCUGUGUGCUCUGCUUUGUGUGCACUUUUUUCUAUCUAUUUAUUUCCACUUUGAGCGUAAUAUUAUCUGCACAAAACUUUUCUGUUUACUAAGAGUGCAAAUUUGCACCAAUGGGUUGGAUGUGAACCCAUGUAGAAAAGGUAGAACAUUUAAUGUUCGCCGAAGAUAGGAAGAUAGAUAUGUAGUAGCGUAAGUAGACUAUUCAUUAGAUAGAUAGAGCUAACGAUUUGACAGUCGUCGUGCAGUCAAAGUUGCACGAUGUACAGUUCAGUGAGGUAGUAUCCAAAGCUUCUAGAAUUUGACAGUAAAUCGGAAUUUUCACUGCAUAUAUUUGUGGAAAUGGUUUAUCUGUCAGGAAUGAAAUACACGGAAAUUCUCAUGCCCACUAAAUAACCUCUGCCAAUCCGAUAUAUCGGUUUGUCUGAGGAUACGGUGCUUCGUGUGUGGAGGAAUAUUUCACAAUCAUUGAAUUUGCCCACAGCAAGUAAAGUCGCAUUUGUUCGUCACCGUUUUUCAGUAAG